Messenger RNA from Astrephomene gubernaculifera, 3208 nucleotides. NCBI's taxonomy places the organism in Eukaryota, Viridiplantae, Chlorophyta, Chlorophyceae, Chlamydomonadales, Astrephomenaceae. The record is from the annotation of a GenBank genome assembly.
CUUCGCAACUUUGUUUAAUAUAUUCACGUGUGGAUUCUUCAGCAAACUACCAUGUUCGCUAACUGCCCCGGCGCCUAGGGCGUCCCGAAUGCGACCAAUAGUCUGCAGAGAUAGGCAUGGCAGCGCCUGUUUUUGUUAACUUGGAACCUGAGGAGAUAUAUUUUCGUGAUGUCAGGCUUUCUCAGGUUUAUGUACAGACCCUCCGCGUUACCAAUACGCUGCGCGGACCCAUCGAGCUUACGAUAAAGCCUGGGAGCAGCGAGCGCUACACCGUAGCCCCAAGCUCGUUACGGCUGAGAGGGGGAGAGACAGGCAGCGUUGAGGUCCGCCUGCGGGUACUACGCUUUGCACAGAAGCAAAAAGCUGUGGAACAGGGUCAGCGGGAUGUAUUCCACGUCAAGGGCUCCCACUUUGACCAGAAGUUCUACGCCACGUUUUGGCUGGCGCCGGACGCUGAGCAGCCUGGGAGGCCUAAAGCGGCAUCAGCCGGAGGAGCAAGCACCUCAGCCCCAGGGCGGGGCCGUGUUUCCGACGGCGGCUCAAGCCCUAGCAGGUCUCCUGGAGCCUCACCUCGUGCCCGAAAGGAGGCCAGGAAGAGCGUCACGUUUGCGGAGCCGAGCAGCCCGCACAGCGGCUGGCGCAGCGGUGCAGCCGGUCCGGCAUCAACGUUGGGUGGGGGCUCAGCAGACGAACGCUUAAGCCUAGGCGCGGCCUCCGCUCCUCUCGGCGUCAGCGCCUCCAUUGACAUGGGGCAACUGCACGAGCAGACGGCAGGGGCGCGCUUAGGCCUACCCAUUGGGGCCUUCCGAGGUGCUGCCUCCUGUGGUGGCGGUGGUGGGGAUGGCGGCUUUGAUGGCAUGGACGAGCCGCGCGUGAGCCGGUUGCCUCGGGCGACCUCACGCUCGCUUCCAGCGUCACCUAGAUUCGGUUUGGCGCCGGAACAGCAUUCCAGGGAGACGUCUUCUACGGAUGUGCCAUCUGAUAUGGGGGCAGCCGCUGCUGCCGCGGCCCCAACAGCCUGGAUGCCCCCUGCACGGGCCUCCAGCACCAGCACACCCAGCACAUCCGCAGGUGGCGCCGCCCAGCCCUUGCCGCGGUCUGCAACCGCCCCAACGCAUGAGGCUGAUGGCAUGAGGCUGAGCGGACCAGAGGCCCCGCAGUCUCAGCCAUCGCGCAGCAUCAGCCCGGCUCGCGCCCACCUGACCAGGAUGGGGAUUCCAGGGUUCCCAGCAGCUGGCGACAUGCCGCACAGCUCCAGGUCUGAAGAGUCAACACAGCGAGCCUCGCUCGACAGUGUGCCGUACCGCUCCCUGAGCAGUGGCGGGGGCGGGCUGGCGGGGGCGGCCGCGGCGGAAUGGCAGCGGAGACCCGUACCUCGCAGCCAGGAGGGGGGACUGGAGGAGGAGCAGGAGAACAUGCGGUUCCUGGAGGCUGAGGCACGCGCCUGCAGACCGGACCUGAUCCGCGGUGACGCGGCUGCCCCGGCCCCGGGGCUGAGGCCGCAGUCCAGUUCGGAGCUCCCUGCGCUGCCCCGGUACUCCCUCAAAUCCCUCUCCCCACGGCCCAGUUACUGCAACGAGUACGGCCUUUCAGCCGCUUCCAGCGCGCGCAGCCGAAGUCCCGAGGCCCUGCUGCGGCCGCCGCCCAGCCGCGUGUCCUCAACUGUAGUUGAACCGCGCACAGCGGCAGGGCAGGAACAAGAGGGUGGGGCAGGUGGCAGCGGCGUCGCUGAGGGACGUAUGCAAUCGGAUGGUGGCUCCUCCCGGGGACGUUACCCUGUUUCCCGCGGUCCUGAGGGCCCUACGUUUCAGCAGCUCCGGCAGCUGGGCCGCAGCUCCAGGUCAGCGGCUGGGGCAGCAGCAACUGAGGAGCAGGAGCAGGCAGCACCUGCUGCAGCGCAGCCUCGUGCACGACGGAUGAGCGACGGGGACGCGGCUGGACGGAUGCCGUACAGGUUUGACGCCACGUCAGCGCAUGCGGGUCCGGCGGCUGCCGGGCUGGCUGUGGGCGGCCACCGGGGCGCGAGUGGCGGAGGGGCCAUGGAAGGUGGCAGCCUUGAGGCGCCGGCUUGGGUUUCGGAAUCGGAGGGCAGCACGGCGGAGUUGCAGCUGCAGGUGCGAGCUCUAGAGCGGCAGCAGGUCUCCAUGCGCCGCACCAUCGAGCAGCAGCAGGAGCUGAUCAGGGACAAGUCGUCCGUGCUACAGUUGCUGCAGGUGCAGCUGGAGAGGGCCAAGACGGAGCUUGCGGAGCGAGCAGCAUCCAGGGCAGAUCCUGAUGUAGAGGCGGCGACUUCCGAAAGGUCAGCGCUGGUGAAGGAACGUGCAACCCUGACGACACGCCUGGCGCAAGCGGAGGCAGCGCUGGCAAGCAGCCGUCAGGAGGCCGCGGCACUGCGGCGGCUGCAGCUGGAGCUGCAAUCCCGGCAGCCCGAUGUGGCUCGAGCAGUGGAUGCGGCAUUGCUGCAGGAGCACGCACUUCAGGAGGAGCAGAACCGCAAGGCCCUGGAGUUGCUGAUGGAGAAGGACGGCCGCAUUCAGGAGCUGGAGGACCAGGUGUCGGAACUGCAGCGGGGCAACGAGCGCCUGAGCUCGCUGGUGUCGGAGCUGCGGGAGCGCAUGCAGACGGCGGAGAGCCAGGUGAUGGAUGUGUUGCGGCAGAAGGAGGCGCUGGUGGAGGCAGCGGAGCAGGACCGGCGGCAAGCAGAGCGCAUCGUGGCCGAUCUAGAGCGGCGCCUCGCCCUAAGCAACAGUGCUACCUCCGAACUGCUUGCUGCUCGGGAGCGGAUAGCGGCUGCGGAGCAACGCGCGCUGGACGCGGAGCGGGGCCUGGCCCUAGCUGAGGCACGUGCGGCGGAGGCGGAGUCGCGCGUGCAGGGGAGCAUUGAAGCCAUGCGCGGGCAGUACCUCCAGCAGCAAGAUGACCAGCUGGAGGCGAUGGCGGAGGAGUUGCAGCUGCGGAGCUCAGCGCUGCAGGAGCAGCAUGCGGAGGCCAUGCGGCGCACAGAGGAUGCCCACCAGCGGGAGGUUACCGAGCUCCAAACCCGGAUCUCAGAACUCAUUCAGGAGCUCGCCCGGGUGGCCUCCGGGCCCGGCGACGGCGGCGCCAAGGACCGCACAUCCUCCCCGCCGCGGGACCUGGCGGCGGCCACCAACGCCAGGCUCGCCGCGGAGGUGGAGCUGCUGCGGCAGCAGCUGACGUCAUCAACCUG